This is a messenger RNA of Orbicella faveolata, 1802 nucleotides long. RefSeq lists its product as uncharacterized. Lineage: Eukaryota; Metazoa; Cnidaria; Anthozoa; Scleractinia; Merulinidae. The record is from RefSeq and is a predicted model, not a curated record.
UUUUUUUUUUUGCGACAAGCGCUUUCAGUCAUUGAAAAACAUGUUGGUUUAAAUAUUAGGGAAAUCGAAAUCGAAACCACAGAUCUAGGCAUAAGUGUGUCGCGGUAUAUAGAAGAAGAGUUUAAAGAGAACUUUGCCAGUGGUAGCAACCUGCAUCGACCUGCAUCGAAAAGACGUUUUGCGAAGGGUUAAUAUUUCAAUGUUUGUGCAGAAAUUCGGAAUUAUUUCGACUAGAACAUAGUUGCCUAUUGAAUGGCUUAUUUCUGGAAAACUCAGAUCCAAUCUUUUGGUAAAUUCUGAGUAAAUGAUCGUGGUUUAAUUGCGAAUUAAAAUAUUAAACAAUCGUAUGAGGAAUAAGAGAUGUAUCGAGUAGCGAAGGAAUUUGCACUUGUCUUACACGAGGUGGAACACGAGGUGACCGGUCGGAAACACGAUCUCAUCUGCGGAGUUGAAUUAGACUGAUUACACGCGCUUUUAGUAGGUGAUAACCUGCGCUCAGGCGGCCUUUUUUUGGGACAGGAAAGCGAGUAGGGGAAAAAUAACUCCCUCCCCGCGUCUGAAUCUUAAGGGUUGUAGGUUAUAUCGGUGACAUCUUUCGACACACUGUCGUCUUUCGACAUGCUAUGUAUCAAACUUGGCCGACGUCAAAACUGUAAAGCACAACGGACUUCUUUACGGUGGAACUCAAAUUUUAGUGAUGAGAGAUGGAUUUAUUUGACAUCACACUAAGGUUAGGGGUAUCGAGAAGUCAUUCUGGGAGAAAUAAAUCUACUGUUUUGAAUGUUUACACCUUGUGAACGUUGAAAGCGGCAGGGGUCCAAUUCUACCGGAAAGUCACUAUGGAGAACCGAUCGACUACACUAAAAUCGGUUGAAUUAUCCUGUAGCUCGGUAAACAUGCAAAGUCCGCAAUCUUCUUCAGCCAUUUAAGUAAGCCAAGUGAAAACCGAGCUACCAACACAAAAGAACUGUCCAAAUAUGCUGUCACCUAUGAAUGAUAAUGGUACAUGUGUCUUCAGUGACCACUGCAGCAAAGUCGUAUGCACAUCGCCGCCAGACGUUGAUACUGGGCCAAUUAGCCAUAUGGCUGUACAAGCCUUGGUAUGCAAUCAAUCAGUGAAAGCCAAUGUUAGCUUGGAGUCAUCUUCAGUGAAGUGGUCGCAUACAUUUAAAGAUGGCGAGAAAGUUGCUCUGCCGGAUGCCAUGAAACCAUCUGAUGCCCCUGCCAGUAUGAAACAAUUCUUGAUAGUUGAAUUGGAGAAACAUGGUCCAUACAACACGGACGUCCACUUUAAGUUAGUGCUAAUGUUUGAUUUUGGAUAUAUGAAUUACAACACCACUUUCCUUGAAGGAAAUUUAGAGGCUGCUGAAUGUGAAUGCCAUGUGACUGUGUUUCCAACACCAAUGAUAUCUGGUGGGGAUGAAGAGGACUGUCCAGAUAUUCAAUUGCCAGAUGGCAGCGAUGGCACAUGCUACCUCGAUAACCAUUGCAGCAAAGUCACAUGUUUGUCGCCGCCAGACAGUACUGGGCCAUUUAGCCACAUGGUCUUGACUGUACAAGCUUAUGGAUGCCAUCAUCAACCAGUGAAAGCCAAAGUUAGUUUGGAGUCAUCCUCAGUGAAGUGGUCGCAUACAUUUAAAGAUGGUGAGAAAGCUACAAUGCCUGACAAUAUGAAACCACCUGAUGUUCCUGCUGAUAUGAAAAUAUUCCUUGAGAUGGAAUUGAAGAAAAAUGGUGGCAAAGUUCACUUCAAGGUACAAAAAAUAAUAUAUUUUAAGGCAGCUUAAGGCAGUUUGUUUAAC